Messenger RNA from Alnus glutinosa, 1986 nucleotides. RefSeq names its product L-arabinokinase-like. The transcript has 15 exons. The record is from RefSeq and is a predicted model, not a curated record. Bases 318 to 1661 code for a protein of 447 amino acids. Lineage: Eukaryota; Viridiplantae; Streptophyta; Magnoliopsida; Fagales; Betulaceae.
GUGAUUGGGGGACCCUUGUACGGCUCCCUCCUCCUUUUCAAUAUAAAACAAAAAUGGGGUUUUACAUUGAAAAGGGGGAGGGAAACGCUUCCCCUUUUUCUUCAUCUACGCUGCACAGCGCCGGCCCGCCAUAGCCUCUCUUUUUCUCCUCUCUUCACACUGCGCUGACGACUAAACUUCACCUCUCUAUCUUCUUUCUUCAACGCCGACGACGAGUACUCCUUGUACCGGAACUUCUUUCUUCAAGCCGGUACGUUUCGGCUCCUAGUCAUGUGCCAAUAAAAUUUUCGUUGUCGGAUUUGCACUCCGGUAGGGACAUGGUGAUGGCAGUGGUUGGCACCCGCGCGCCCCCCGCAAACCCGCGCCUCCCCCGCCCCGCCCAUACCCGCAUCACACGGAUUCCACUUAUAACAUGCGGUUCACGGGUCCAAUUUGGCCAACCCGCACGGGUGCGGGGCGGGGCCAAAAAGGGCGGAAAUCCUCCACGCCCCGCCCCGUGCCCACCCCUAAUCCGGACGACGGCAAUGGAAGAAGGCAACGAUGGUGUGUCCGCAGCAAGACAGCAUCUGGUCUUUGCAUACUACGUCAGCGGCCAUGGAUUCGGCCACGCCACUCGUGUCGUCGAGGUUGUCCGCCAUCUCAUUCUAGCCGGGCAUGAUGUCCACGUGGUCUCAGGUGCUCCUGACUUUGUAUUCACAUCUGAAAUACAGUCAACAAGAUUCUUCAUCCGCAAGGUUGUGUUGGACUGUGGAGCUGUUCAAGCAGAUGCUUUGACGGUUGAUCGUCUUGCCUCCUUGGAAAAGUAUUCUGAGACGGCGGUAAUAUGUCGGGCAUCAAUUUUAGCAACAGAAGUUGAGUGGCUGAACUCCAUCAAGGCUGACUUAGUGGUCUCUGAUGUUGUUCCUAUUGCAUGCCGAGCAGCUUCAGAUGCUGGAAUUCGUUCUGUAUGUGUCACUAACUUCAGUUGGGAUUUUAUCUAUACAGAAUAUGUGAUGGCUGCUGGAUAUCACCAUAGUUCAAUCCUUGGGCAGAUUGCUGAAGAUUAUUCGCAUAGUGAGUUUCUAAUCCGUCUACCGGGUUACAGCCCAAUGCCAGCAUUUCGUAAUGUUAUCGAUGUACCCCUUGUCGUAAGGAGAUUACACAAAUCUAGAGAAGAGGUGAGGAAAAAUCUUGGAGUAGGGGAUGAUGUGAAGAUAGUAAUUUUUAAUUUUGGUGGGCAGCCAGCUGGUUGGAAGUUGAAGGAGGAGUACUUACCUGCUGGUUGGUUGUGCCUGGUUUGUGGCGCUUCUGAAAAUCAGGAGAUUCCCCAUAGGUUUGUAAAGCUUGCAAAAGAUGUUUACACCCCUGACCUAAUAGCAGCUUCAGAUUGCAUGCUCGGAAAGAUUGGAUACGGCACAGUCAGUGAAGCCCUGGCAUACAAGUUGCCAUUGAUCUUCAUACGUCGAGAUCAUUUCAAUGAAGAACCAUUUUUGAGAAAGCUGCUAGAGUUCUUCCAAGGUGGUGUGGAGAUGAUUAGAAGGGAUUUGCUCAGUGGAAAUUGGACACCCUAUCUUGAACGUGCUGUUAGCUUGAAACCAUGCUACGAAGGAGGUACCAAUGGUGGCGAGCUGGCUGCUCACAUACUGCAAGAUACAGCUUACGGAAAGAAUUGUGUCAGAUAAGCAUACUGGAGCAAGGAGAUUGCAGGAUGCAAUAGUUCUUGGAUAUCAGCCAGAGAGAGUUCCUCAAAAUGAUAUUCUUGUUCCAGAUUGGUAUACUCCUGCAUACAAUGAACUUGGUCUUCAGAACUAAUUUGGAGGGUUCUUCACCAGGUGCUGAAAAGUAUUGAUUUCUUAUAAAUUUUUGUUUUUGUUUUUUGGGGGUGCAAAAGCAGUGUCAUUGUAUGACAGUGUCAACAUAGAUAUAUAAAUCCCUUUUGAAACUGGUAAUCAGAAUCUUUAAUGCUGAGACAAUGCUUAUUCUGUUAAAUCAUUUGUUCUUUCAACA